Messenger RNA from Cordyceps fumosorosea ARSEF 2679, 1455 nucleotides. RefSeq names its product anaphase promoting complex subunit 10. The coding region runs from base 1 to 1455 and encodes 484 amino acids. Lineage: Eukaryota; Fungi; Ascomycota; Sordariomycetes; Hypocreales; Cordycipitaceae. The transcript has 2 exons. Gene Ontology annotation, cellular component: anaphase-promoting complex. The record is from RefSeq and is a predicted model, not a curated record. Gene Ontology annotation, biological process: protein K11-linked ubiquitination; anaphase-promoting complex-dependent catabolic process.
AUGCCGCGACAGUAUCUCGGGGAGAUUCCCAUCACGCGUGGCGGUGCGCUCCUACGACGUUACAGUUCGCCCGUGCAGAGCGAAUGGCCCGUCCCCCAGGAAGAAAACCACGACGCCUUUGUGGACCGGCUGGAGCGCGAGGCCAGCAGCGUGUUCAGCCGCAUGCGGCAGCUGUCGGUGCGCGUCACGGAGCGGUCGGCGGAGUGGCGACAGCUCUCAGCGCGGGUGACGGAGCGAUCAGCGGAUUGGCGGCGCUUGCGGUUCGGCAGCAGCGUCCGGAGGCGGCGGUGGCAGCGCAGCGCGCCGCAGCCGUCCAACAACGACGAGCAGGGCCUGGACGAGUAUGACGAGAUGGACACGGAAGCGAGUACAGAGAUUGAAAGUGAGGCUGACCAGUAUGUCGAUGACUACAACGAUGCAGCAACGCGAGGUACGACGACACCGCGACUCAGCAUGCCUAUGGGAUCCGACGAUGACGACGGGUCGGGCUCGGAUCCGGAUCUCAGCGUGCUGGCCAUGGCUAGAGGCGGUGGCCGCAGCGCGCAGGCCGCGAUGACGAGCGCGGUCAACACGCGCGAGGAGCAGAUGCUUCUGCAGCAGCAAGCCGAGGCCAUGGCGUACGAAGAAGAGGUUAUGUCACAGGGGCAGUACGAGGCCGAGGAGACGAGCAUCGGGGAGCAGGUCGAGGAUGAUGAGGACGAGGAGGAGCAGGAGGAGCAGGAGGAGCAGGAAAUACUUGUCGACCCAGCUUCCAUUGGACUCAAGGAGAUCUCCAAUCUUGGCAAGUUUACGGUCAGCAGCCACAAACCCGGCAACGGUGUGGCGGAGCUACGAAGUGAUGAUUUGAAGCUUUACUGGCAAUCCGACGGCCCGCAGCCUCACAAGCUGACGGUGUACUUUAUCAAGCGGGUAGGGAUCCGGGUGAUUCGGUUCUUUGUCGACUAUCAGGAGGACGAGUCGUACACACCGACCAAGAUUGUAUUCAAGUCGGGGACGAGCGAGAACAACAUGAUCGAAUUUGCGACAAUGACGAUGGACAGCCCUUACGGCUGGCAGGACGUGCCGAUAGAGGGAGCUGGCGGCGAGCCGGACGGCAACACGCUGGUCUCGUACGUGCUGCAGAUGCAAAUCCUGGAGAACCACCAGAACGGCAAGGACACGCACCUGCGGGGCAUCAAGAUUUACGCAUUCGACCCGGACUCGGGCCACCAGCAGGCGAGCGGGCGCCGGCAGCGGCGGCGCCGGCAGGACGAGGCUGGGGACGAGGUGGCGGCGGGUAGUGCGCGGGUGAAGGGCCGCAACAGCGAGGAUGAUGACGAUGGCGGGGUUAUGCUAGGCGGUACGAGUAGCGACAGGCUAAGCGAAAUGGCGAGGAUACUGGCAGAGUCGACGCUGCAGGCGGGCGACGGCGGAUUCUCGGCGGCUGAUUUCUUACGGGAGCCGGAGCUGAGGUAG